This is a messenger RNA of Scheffersomyces coipomensis, 1488 nucleotides long. RefSeq names its product arginyltransferase. Gene Ontology annotation, cellular component: cytoplasm. The record is from RefSeq and is a predicted model, not a curated record. Lineage: Eukaryota; Fungi; Ascomycota; Pichiomycetes; Serinales; Debaryomycetaceae. Bases 1 to 1488 code for a protein of 495 amino acids. Gene Ontology annotation, molecular function: arginyl-tRNA--protein transferase activity. The transcript has a single exon. Gene Ontology annotation, biological process: protein arginylation.
AUGGCGAUGAAUUCAAAGUUGAUGAUACUAUCGAGGCCAUUCUACUCAGUAGAUUCGCAUUGUGGGUAUUGUAAUGGUGAGAAAGAAGAUCAUUUAGCUUUAGAGAGUCAAUUCCUCAAUCAAUCAUCAUCACCAUCAUUAAUUGAUAAUGCAUCAAAAUCGCAUUCUAUGGGGUUUGUAGUGGAGCAAAUGACGUGUCAACAAUAUGAUUUCAUGAUCAAUAAAGGAUGCAGAAGAUCAGGAACUUAUGUAUAUAAGCCUGAUUUGUUAAGAUCCUGUUGUAGAUUAUACACUAUACGAACCAAAUUGAAUAAUUUGAAAUUAGAUAAACAUCAUAGAAAGGCUAUUAAUAGAUUUAUAAAGGAAAUAUCAAAUGACGAUGAUAAUAAGGAGAAACAACCCACACAUAAGAAUCAACAACGGUAUGAUAUAAGGGAUUUAAUACGGGCAGAACAAAAAUCAACUAAAUUCAGAACUGUAUUUGAACCAUCGGGGUUUUCAAAGGAGAAAUUCGAAUUAUAUAAGAAAUAUCAAAUUAAGGUCCAUAAUGAUGAACCCCUGGAUGUGACCGAAUCAUCAUUCAAAAGAUUCUUAUGUCAAACUCCAUUUGAUGUUGAAGAAGUAUUGGGAAAUGAUGAAGAAUGGAAAGACUUGAAUAAUUGGGUUGCAAAUUGGUCGUUAGAGAAUGAUUCAUCAGGAAUGAACCAUAAAAGAAUUGGUCCCACUCAUGUUUGCUAUUAUCUUGAAGAUAAAUUAAUAGCAGUAUCAGUAUUGGAUUUCUUACCUACUGGAGUUUCUUCUAUAUAUUUUAUUUGGGAUCCUGAUUAUGCUCAUUUAUCUUUAGGUACAUUAUCUGGAUUAAGAGAAAUAUUAAUGUGUGAAGAAUUAAAAUUAGGAUAUUAUUAUUUAGGUUAUUAUAUCGAUGAUUGUCCCAAAAUGAAUUAUAAACUGAAGUUCGGAGGCGAGAUAUUGGAUUUGGUUAAUAAUAUGUACGUCCCAUUGGAUAAAGUCAAACUGGAUUUAAAAAAUGGUAGAUUGUUUGUUUUAGGAUCUACAACCGACAAUGGAACCGAAGAAUUGAAGUUAUCGGAUGAUUACCCCAAAGAUUGGGAUAAUACAAAACUGGAAAAUAUAUCAGAAAUCUUAUAUGGAGAACAUAGUUCGAUUUAUGAUGGAGCCGAAAAGGAUUUAAACUUAAUAAAGAAACAGUAUAAAAUUGAUUUCACUCAGAAGAAGGGCUUCUUUCAUGCAAAAAAGCCUCCCAUACCGUCAGUUUAUCCUGGCUUAAAACCUUUGUAUCAAGUUAUAGAUAUUCUAGAUAGUGACGCUCUAGACGAUGAUUUUUGUAUUAUCUUCUAUAACAAUUCUACAGGAAUACCUACGAGAAGUUAUUUCAGUGAUAUGACUUCGCUUGAGAAACUGAUAGUGAUAGAAUAUAUCAGGUUAUUUGGAAUUGAGUUCAUUGAUCGUUCGGUAAUAUUUGUAUAG